AUGAUAAAAUCAUCUGAUAAGGGCUCAUUUGAUGCCAUUGUUUGCCUCCAUCUGCUUCGAUCUUUCCCAGAACGGGUUGUCACACUCACUGGUGCAGGAGUUUCAUGUGCCUCUGGGAUCCUGGACUUCCAUUCUGCCACUGGCCUCUACAAGAUCAAGAACAAAGAUGGCAGUAUCCCUUACAGGGAUGUGUUCCGCACUAGGGUGCAGCAACCUGAACAAGCAGCAGAACAGCUCAAGACACUAGGGAGACUCUCAGAGCUUUGCUUGCAAGCCCCACCCAGUACAGCACACAGCCUCCUCGUUCACCUGUCUCAGCUCAAACUGUUGUGCCGGUCUUAUACGCACAAUGUGGAUGAUCUUGAUUCCAAGGCAGGUCUUCCUCUAUUUGACAGCAAUGGCAGGCAGGUCCACGUAACCCUGCAUGGGUCUCUCAGUAUACUGAGAUGUAAUAUCUGUUCUAAAUCAUGUGUGCUCACUGCACACCAUGUUGCACAAUACAAAAAGGGCUUGUUCCCUGAAUGUAAGGAGUGUGUUGAAGAAGGUAAAGAACUCAGACUGAGGUGCCAAAGACAUGUUGGUGUGCUUUGCCAUCAAAUCGUCUACACAGAAGAUGGUCCAGAAAGUGAUCCAGUUGCUGAAGAGAAGGGCUUAUUACUGGACCAAGAUGCAUCUUCCUCACCACGUGUGUUGUUGAUAUUGGGGACAUCACUGAAAUUGUCAGGAAUUCGGUCUUUCAUGCGAACGAUGACCUACUACAAUUAUCUUGACUUGUUGGAACUCCAAACCUCAGAUGCACUUGUUGUAUUUGUCAAUUUAGAGCAACCUCCUUGUAGCAUGGUGCCAUAUAUCGAUGUUUGGCUUCAGGAGGAUGUCCAAGCAUGGUCAGAUCGGAUCAAUCGGGGACUGAGAAUGAGGAAGGGCCUGUAA
Molecule: messenger RNA, 930 nt
Organism: Cantharellus anzutake
Lineage: Eukaryota; Fungi; Basidiomycota; Agaricomycetes; Cantharellales; Hydnaceae
Product: DHS-like NAD/FAD-binding domain-containing protein
Exons: 5
Coding region: 1-930 (309 amino acids)
Molecular function (GO): NAD+ binding
Source: RefSeq, a predicted model, not a curated record